AUGUCGUUAGCAAAGUAUGGUACAGCACAUGAAAAUUUAGAAGACGAAAAACGUAAGGAAUUUUGUUUUUUAAAGUUAUCUAGGAGUUUUCUGGAAGGUUUGUUUUGAGCGUUUUGUACUUUUUACUUUGCUUAUUGUUAUAUUAUACAUUACUUUCUUUAAUUUAUUAUAAAGUUAAGAGAAUUUUAGACACAGCAGUUUCUCGUAAACCGACAGCAGUACAAGAUGAGGUUGUUACGGAUGAAAAGGGCCGAAGACGAUUUCAUGGAGCAUUUACUGGAGGUUUCUCGGCUGGUUACUUUAACACUGUUGGCUCUAAACAUGGUUGGGUACCGCAAACAUUUACGUCUAGCAGGACAGAACGUUCGGAGCAGCAGAAACAGUCAAUUUAUGAUUAUAUGGACGAAGAGGUAAAUUUACUUUUUUCAUUUCAAUUUUAGGUAACGUAUUAAACAGACAAAUGUGAGUAAAUGUGUAAGUUUUACAAAAGGAUUUUGUUUGUUGACAGGUUUUAUUUGAGUUACAUGGCUUAUUACUGUAUUUGAGAGUUACUGUAAUAAAAACACGUAUUGGUAAUUUUAGGACACUGGCGAAUUUGGAUUUGCACAUCAGAAGAUACGCACAAAAUCGAAUUUUAUGUCUCAAUUAAGUGAACAGGGUCAAUCUUCGUUGGCUUGGGAACGUGCUGGACCUUCGACAUCCGGUAAUUUGAACGAUAUUGAGAUGAAGCUUGUUUCCACAUUUCAAGGUGUUAAGUAAGGAGUUUUUUGUUUUAGUUCUUAUAAAACGCAUUAAAUUUAUACGUAUAAUCAGACGAUACUUAAAGUAGGAUACUUAAAGUAUUUUGUUUAUUCUUAAAAAUUUUUUUUUAUAUUUAGUGAUUCUAUUGGCGUUAAAAUAUUAAAGAGUAUGGGCUGGCGACCGGGAAAAGGUAUUGGACCACGAAUGAAAAGAAGACAGCUGGAACGUCUAAAAGGUAGCUUUUAAAACUUUUAUUUUUAAUACAUGAAAUGUUUUUUGUUAAAAAUUAUUUUUUAGUGAACGAUGCUCAUCAACAGGGGAUUAAAAUGAGGUACGACGAAAAAGAUGUAGAAGCAAUGGAAGAAAUUGCGCCGGAAGCUGAAUAUGCUCCUGAUGAUAUACCUAAGUUACUUACACAAGCAAACAAAGGGGAGCAUGGUAUUGGAUACAUACCGUUGGAACAAUCUAACGUGCUGAACGAAAAUUUUUUGAUGAAAGUUGAUGCUUACAAAGAAAAAAGGAAGUCUAAAGGUAAUCGUGGUCAGGCUUUUGGAGUUGGCGCUUUUGAGGAGGACGACGAUGAUAUAUACACUAGCGAAGAUAUAUCAAAAUACGAUUUUGCUAUUGGAGGAGAGGAAAGUGAAGUGAAAGAAGUCAAACGAUGUAAGUUAAUAUUGCAUUUGUUAAUAAUUUUUGUUUUAGGGAUUUUACUUGGCCGGAUUUAUUUAAAAAACGCCGAUUUCUCAUAGCGCCAUUAUCUUUGGUUUAUAAACACAUUCAUUAAUGUAAUUUUUUAGACGACACUGCUUUUGUUCCUUCAAAAGUUGUAGAACGACAAAAGGUUUACUCUUCACUAGAACCGAGUAAACAUUUUGAUCAAAAACAUCGCCCAUCACCAAUAAUUUUGAAGGAUACUGUAUCAGAAAUCACAACGGCAUUUCAAAACUUGAACCCUUUACAAAAAGCUGUGUUUUUAGGGGAUAGAAGCGGUUCUGUUUUGGAAUUGUUGUCUUCCAGUGAUCGUGAAAAAUUGAAGUUGCUGACAAAGAAAAGUGAAAUCGAAACAAAGUUCAAAAAACCGGUUAGUUCAACGUUAUUUAUGUAGUAUAAUGCAAAUUUUAAAGCUUUUAAAGGUGAAAACGUUUUUUUUUAAAUUUUUUAGGGUUUUGUAUAGGAUACCUUUAAGCAUACUCUUUUUUAAUUUCUAGGAAAAAGAAAAACGUGUCGAGCUAGUGCCGUUUGAAGAAGAACCGAUGAAAGCACAUCGUUUUAAGAAGUUUGUUCAUUAUUUAAAAUCUGGCCAUGUAAUGCCGACUCCAAAUGAAAUGACUGUACUAGAGUGGGAAGAAGAGCAAAAAGAGUUUGAAAACCAUUUAACGCCAGAACUACGGUCUUUAUUACCAUCAGUAAGGGAUCGACAACAACCAUUGGCAAAACUGGAAACAGCUCAGCCGAUUGCCGAUAUGUUGAAGAAUAGGUUUCAGGUAUUUUUUGGUUAUUUUAUUGUUAAUGCUGCUGAUGUGGCUGCGAAAUAUAUUCUUGUAUACAGAUGAAUUUCUACAGUUUUAAUUUUUUAAUUACUUUAUUUUUAGUCAGAAAAUUCGACAAAAAUUAAAGAAGAACCGACAUCACUGAUGGACAAUAAAAAAUUGGCCGUACAACAAAAGCAAUUCGGACCUUUAACAAGACAAAAAUACACAUGGCAUCCAUCAAAGUAUUUAGUAAAGUAUUUCAACGUGGAGGAUCCAUACCCGGAUUCACGAGAAGAAGGCUGCCCUGACAUUAUAAAGAAAAGUUUAACAAAAAGAGAUUAUUCUCUGGACAUGUUGGGCUUACCAAGCACAGAAAAAGAGGUUAUAGAAAAAAUUGUAAGCUUUUAUACUUAUACUUGUUUAAUUUUUUAUAAGACAGCAUUUUUAAACGUUUUAAAAAAUUGGUUUUAAGGUUUUAAAAAAUUGGUUUUAAAUUUUUUAACUAAAAGAUUGGUUUUUGACUUUUACAUUUUUAGAACUCAGAUGUUGCUGGCAAACGUAGGUCAAGAUGGGACGGAGAAAAAGGAAUGGAAGAAAGCAAACCGAUGGACAAAACAUUUGAGCCUAAGUUACCAGAAACAGAAAAGCCAACAUUUUUGCCUCCGCUUUCACUUCUACAAGCUGUAUUUGAACAAGUAUUUGACGAUGAUGAUUCAGAUCAAGAAGUUCACAUUAUUGAAAAUGAUGACGUUCGGGGUGCAAACGAAAAUAAUACAUUGGAAAAAGAUCCCAUUUUUAAACAACGGGAAUCUCGUUUCAAAAAUGAACCAAGUCUAAGAAAUUCUAUUGAUCGGAAACAAAACCUAGCUGGUACACAAAGGAACUCAGUAGCAGCACAGCACAAAACAAAACAUGAUGUUGUUUUACUGGACGAUCCAAUGUCAUCCUCAAUGUCGAAGCCAGUACAUACAUCUUUAAUUAAUCCGGAGACCUCAGAAAGAUACAUCACAGUUUUAGACCUUGUCGAAUCGGACGACGAAUAUGGCCCAAAGAUACCAAAUUCAUUUGCAGCGCAAAAAACCAUAAGUAGUUCGUCUACAGCGGAUAUAGUCGAAUUGCGGUCUUCAGAUGGAAUUCAAUUAAAAAAGAAACGAAGACGAAAAGAUUCCUUGGCAGAAGAAACAAAGAACCGAAAGAAACACAAGAAAGAAAAGAGAAAGAAGGAAAAGAAACACAAAAGACAUGAUUAG
Messenger RNA from Bursaphelenchus okinawaensis, 3463 nucleotides. Lineage: Eukaryota; Metazoa; Nematoda; Chromadorea; Rhabditida; Aphelenchoididae. The record is from the annotation of a GenBank genome assembly.